AUGUAUUUAUCUCACGUGCCAUUUUCCUACUUUUUUACAGGUCCCGCUCGCGCCUCUGCAGUAUACCCGCUGACCUACCGAACACGGACACGAGAUGUCAGUUUGUUUGGAAACCCGGCAGGAUUCGCUAGGAAUGUUCGAUUUGCUCCAGGACCUGAUAAGAAACCGUACGGCUCAUAUCAGUUCCUUGGUCGACCAGACAGUUACAUUGAAUUUCCAAAUCGUGGCAAAAUAGACACAAAACGUUCCAUCACGCUUUUAGCGUGGAUCUACCACCAAGGACAAGCAGGCCCCAUUUUUAAUUACAAGCCAAAUGGUUGGGGUGUUCACUUUUGGAUGGUUUCACCUAGAACGCUGUUUGUCCGCUUUACGCGCCGUGGACGGCUUCGCUCCACCAAAUCGGUUAUGAGCAGGAGGGUCUUACCCGGUCGGUGGCAGUUCGUUGGUGCAAGUUACAACCAGCGCACAGGGCAAGCGAAGUUGUUCAUUAAUGGCAGGUUUACAGCGACGACGUACAUCGGGAGAAUCAGACUUGCAACGAAUUAUCCGGUCAGAAUGGGUGCCCGUGUUGGCGAUAGAAGAUAUUUCAAGGGACGAAUCUCGUGUAUGCAAGUGUAUGAUCGCGCUCUCACAGCAAAGCAAAUUUUACGCCGAAAGACCAGAUGCUUCAGAAAAGGUCCUGUUGUUAUUCCUGGUGUUCCAGUCAGUCCAAUCCGUCCAGCAGGAAAAGUCUGCCUGGCCAAGAUCGACAUGACGUUCCUCAUCGAUGGCUCCGGCAGUAUUGAGGCGUAUGGCAAAGGGAAUUUCAAACGCUGUCUAGAUUUCGUCAAAAGAAUGGUCGUAUCCUUCAAAAUCUCUCAAAGACUUACUCGAGUCGGCGUGGUGCUUUUCUCCCACCGUCCUCGCCUUAUAUUCAGCUUCAGCACUUACAGUAGAGCUCGUGAUAUCUUAAAAGCUAUCGACAGAAUUAGAUAUCCACGAGGAGGCACUAAAACAGGCAUGGCAAUGUACUAUGCCCAGCGGACUCUGUUUAGGCGCAAGCACAGACACCGUAAGCAAGUCAUGAUUGUGAUGACGGAUGGUCGUUCCCAGGACCGUGUGAGCGGAGCUGCACGUGCACUAAAAAAACAGGGCGUGGUGUUAUUUGCUGUCGGUAUUGGCAAGCGAUACAACAUUAACCAAUUGAUCCAUAUCGCGUCUUCAAGACGGCAUGUCUUCACAGCGGGAUUUAGGAAUUUGCCGUCCAUUGUCAGGAUUAUUAAGACAAAGGCAUGCGCAGGUGCUGUCAAACCAAGCAAACCAGGAAAACCUUCCCGUCCAGCGCGUUAUGUUCGUGCCAUGGCUUUAUAUCCACUGUCAUAUCGAACAAAGGGAAGAGACAUCGGCGUCUUCUCCAAUCCUCCCGGAGUUCGAGGUCUUGUCAGAUAUGCGACCGGUCCAGACGGGCGACCUAACACCGCAACCCAGUUCUUCGGUAAGCCUAACAGCUUCAUUCAGUUUCCCAACAGAGGCAAGCUUGACACGAAACGAUCUAUCACUCUAUUGGCUUGGAUCUACCAUGAAGGAAGUUCGGGUCCUAUUUUCAACUACAUGCCGAAUGGUUGGGGCGUCCAUCUCUGGAUGACAUCUCCUACCACUCUCUUUGCACGGUUCACACGUCGUCAAGGACGCCGCUUCACUCCUGACAUUCAAUACCGCGGCGUCGCGCACAGAAGGUGGCAAUACGUAGCUGCGAGUUAUGAUGGCGGGAGCGGCACGGCUAAGCUGUACCUGAAUAGCAGACUGGUUGCGCGAAAGCGUAUUGGAAUAUUUAGAAUAGCAACAAAUUAUCCUGUCAGGAUGGGUGCAAGGGUUGGUGACAGUCGCUUCUUCAAAGGGAGAAUCUCUUGUAUGCAGGUGUACAGUGUGGCGUUGAACUCCAGACAGAUUGCAGCUCGAAGCAGAAGAUGUUUCUUGAAAAGUACUGUAACACCUGGUCGCCCUGUGGUUCCAGGUGGAGUGCCCUUCCGUCCAGGCAAACCAAUGUGCAAAGCUAAGGUUGAUCUUGGUUUCCUUGUUGAUGCCUCUGGAAGUAUUGAAAUGUACGGCCGUGGUAAUUACCAGCGCAUGAAAGACUUCAUCAAAGAAGUGGCGGGAAGCUUCGUUGUCUCCAGGCAUGGAACUCACGUUGGUUUAGUCGUGUUCGCCAGCAGACCUGAGCCAGUGUUCCAGUUUAACACCUACUACACGAGGCGAGGCGUCAUGAAUGCUGUCCAAAAGAUCCCGUAUAUCAACGGAGGAACCCGGACCGGCUUAGCUAUAAGAAGAGCUACUCGGUACCUGUUCAAACCUCGCCCCCAACCCGGACGAAAGAAAGUGUUGAUUGUCAUGACAGACGGUAUCUCGUACGAUGAUGUUAUUGUCCCAGCAAGAAGACUUCGUCGCACUGGUGUCUCCAUAUAUGCACUCGGAAUCGGUCUUAAGUACAGUCGACGGCAGCUUGGCAAAAUUGCCGGAACUCCGAGACAUGUGUUUACCUCGAAGUUCGCGACUCUCCGAAAGGCCGCUCGUAAAAUCGUGAGUCGCAUAUGCGCGGAACCAGGAGCCAAACCCAUAAAACCAGUUGGUCCAAAACCUGUUAGACCUCGCCAACCAGUACGUGCUGUGGCUAUUUAUCCACUGAAUGGAGGAGUGAAAGGCCGCGACAUUAGCUUGAGCAAAAAUCCAACCGCCAUCCUAAGUAACGUGAGGCCCGCACCAGGACCUGACCGGACCCGCGAUGGAUCGUACCAGUUCUUUGGUAAAUCCAACAGCUACAUCCAUUUCCCUAAUCGCGGAAAGUUGGAUACCAGACGAUCGAUUACCCUGAUGGCGUGGAUCUACCAUCAGGGACGCGCAGGACCCAUCUUCAACUACAUGCCGAAUGGCUGGGGCGUGCACUUCUGGAUGAUUACACCGAGAACGCUGUUCGUGCGGUUUACACGUCGACAAGGACGCCGCUUUACUAAGGCGGUGAUGAGCAGAAGAGUCGUACCCAAUCGAUGGCAGCUUGUCGCCACGACCUUUGAUGGAAGGUCCGGACAAGCUAGACUGUUUAUUCAAAGGCAGUUUGUGGCCCAAGAGUACGUUGGAAGAAUACGACUGGCAACGAAUUAUCCCGUGAGAAUGGGAGCACGUAUUGGUGAUUCACGGUUCUUCUUUGGACGGAUCUCGUGUAUGCAGGUGUAUCCAAUGGCGCUGACAAGAAGACAAAUACUUGCGCGCAAGACAAGGUGCUUUAGAAAAGUUAUUCGACCUCCUCCAAGGCCAAGACCGAGACCCGGACCCAGGCCCAGGCCCCAACCUCCAAUUCCUGGCCCGGCGGGGAAGAUAUGCCGUGCCAAAAUAGACUUGGUCUUCGUAGUUGAUGGCUCUGGGAGCAUAGAAGCAUACGGCAGAGGAAACUUCAAGCGAUGCCUCCGUUUCGUCAAAAAUAUGGUUCGUUCCUUUACCAUAUCAAGAAGCUACGUGAGAGUUGGAAUUGUGGUUUACUCCUCGCGCUCACGAUUAAUACUCACCUUCAACCAAAAUCGCGGAGUUAACAAUGUACUCCGCACUAUCGACAGAAUCAGAUAUCCCAGAAGAGGUACCCGAACAGGUGCAGCGCUCUCAUUUGCUUACUCCCGCCUCUUGGCUGGCGCAAGGAAACGAAGUUCAAAGGUUGUCAUUUGUAUGACUGAUGGUCGUUCACAAGAUGAUGUAAGAGGCCCUGCCAACCUGAUGCGCAGGCGUGGUGUGAAGAUAUUUUCGCUUGGUAUUGGCAAACGCUACAACAUGAGACAGUUGCUUCAGAUGUCCGGAAACCGUCGUAAGGUUUUCACAGCUGACUUCAAAAAUCUCGGUUCCGUGGUGCGCGCUAUCAAGCAGAAGGCGUGUAGAGUUUCCAAACCAACGCGACCGACUAAGCCUGGAAAACCGUCUGCCGUUGGCCGCGCAGGCGCUGUGUAUCCACUAAGCUCGUCCACGGCUGCGAGAGAUAUCAGUACCAAUGGCAAUCCGCCAGGCCGACGCGUCUAUGUCAGGUUUACCCCAGGUCCCGACGGAGUCCGGGGAACAGCGACGUCGUUUUACGGCCGUGCGAACAGCUACAUCGAGUUUCCGAACCGCGGUAGACUGGACACUAGAAGAUCCAUCACAUUGAUAGCCUGGAUCAGACACCUUGGACGCGCGGGUCCGAUCUUCAACUACAUGCCGAACGGCUGGGGCGUGCACUUCUGGAUGGUUAACCCACGGACGCUAUUUGCACGCUUCACGCGUCGAAGAGGCAGGCGCUUCACACCCGCAGUGUCCAGUCGCACAGUUCGUUACCGUGCAUGGAACUAUGUGGGCUGCACGUAUGAUUAUCGCACUGGCAUUGCUAGGCUUUUUGUUGGAAACAGAUUUGUUGCGUCUCGCCGUAUUGGUCGCAUUAGACUUGCAACUAAUUACCCAGUGAGAAUGGGAGCCAGGAUUGGAGACGGGAGAUAUUUCCGAGGUAGUAUUUCCUGUAUGCAGGUGUAUAAGAAGGCGUUGACUGCAGGACAGAUCCUUGCGAGACGAACGAGAUGCUUUAAGAGAGUUCCACGACCGCAGCCUCCACGGCCAAGACCAAGACCUGGCCCUAGACCCAGGCCUCCCAUUCGUCCUUACCCUGGUGGAAAAGUGUGCCGGGCCAGAAUCGACCUCGCCUUUGUCAUAGACGCUUCCGGUAGUGUUGGCCGCGCUAACUUCCGCCGUUGUCUAACCUUCGUCAAAAACAUGGCCCGAGUGUUCACAAUCUCCCGAAGCUACACCCGCUUUGCUGUGGUGCUUUAUUCAUCGCGUCCCUCUAAAAUAUUCGGUUUCAAUCGCUACCUUAAUCAACACUCCCUGCUUCGAGCGAUUGGCCGCAUACGAUACACUGGCGGCGGAACUAAGACGGGUUACGCACUAACUUACACUUAUCAAAGACUCCUACGCUACAGCAGACGAAAGAACAAAGUCGUGGUUGUCAUGACUGAUGGUCGCUCGUAUGAUAAAGUGCAGCCACCAGCCUUGGCUAUCCGUCGUAAAGGGAUAAAGAUACUUACCUUAGGGGUAGGAAAGGGCUACAGCAUGAAGCAACUGAUACAGAUGUCAUCCAACAGACGGGAUGUUUUCACCGCUGAUUUUAAGAACUUGGGAUCUGUUGUGAAGAUAAUCAAAAGAAGAGCUUGUAAAGCUGGUAAACCUCGACCUCCGAGACCACCACGCCCACCAAAACCAGUUGUAAUAAAACGAGCUGUGGCUGUGUACCCACUGAACCGUAACACUCAAGGCAGAGACAUCAGCUUCGCAAGAAAUCCCAACGGUAGACUAGGUAGGGUCAGAUUUGCCAAGGGACCUGAUAACUUGCCGGGCGGUUCGAUUGAAUUCUUUGGCCGUAGCAACAGCUACGUAGAGUUUCCUAACCGAGGAAAACUCGACACUGGUCGUUCUAUAACUCUAUUGGCGUGGAUCUACCAUACUGGUCGAGCAGGACCCAUCUUUAAUUACAUGCCGAACGGAUGGGGCGUACACUUUUGGAUGGUUACACCGUCGACGCUUUUUGCACGGUUUACACGUCGUACAGGAAGGCGUUUCACGCGGGCGAUUUACAGUCGAAGUGUGAAGCCGCGUAAAUGGCAGUUCGUUGGUGCUACCUACAACUACAGAACUGGUGUAGCGCGUUUGUUUGUGAACUCGCGGUUUGUAGUGUCCACUCGUGUAGGACAAAUAAGACUGGCGACUAACUACCCUGUCAGGAUGGGAGCACGUAUUGGAGACAGAAGAUAUUUCAAGGGAAGAGUUUCAUGCAUGCAAGUCUAUAGCCAAGCUUUGAACAGGAAUCAGAUACUUGUUCGUCAAAGAAGGUGUUUCCGAGCAGUGAGACCUCGACCCAGACCUGUGCGGCCGGUAAGACCAACUCGACCUAAAGUUAAAACCCAAGCCGUGGCUAUUUUCCCUCUCAAUGGAGGAACCAAGGGCAGAGACAUCAGUAACCGUGGCAAUUCGCGCGGAAUACUCAGUUAUGUCCGCCCUGCGCCCGGACCGGAUGGAACACGUGACGGCUCUUAUCAGUUCUACGGAAGAAGCAACAGUUAUAUCCAAUUCCCUAACCGAGGAGGCCUAGAUACUAAGAAUUCAAUAUCUCUCCUGGCCUGGAUUUUACAUCAGGGACGCGCAGGACCCAUCUUCAACUACAUGCCCAACGGUUGGGGUGUGCACUUCUGGAUGAUUACUCCGAGAACGCUGUUUGUGCGGUUUACGCGCCGCAGAGGACGCCGCUUUACGAGUGCUGUUGUUAGUAGGAGCGUGAUUCCAGGAAGAUGGCAGUUUGUCGGCGCAACGUAUAACGGAAGAACAGGGAAAGCGAAGUUGUUUGUAAACAACAAAUUCACGGCAAGGAAGUACAUCGGACAAAUACGGCUGGCGACUAAUUACCCAGUGAGAAUGGGAGCUCGUAUUGGCGAUGGACGAUAUUUCCGAGGACGAAUCUCCUGUAUGCAAGUUUACAAUGGGGCUUUGUCUCGCUGGAAAAUUAAUUCUAAGAAACGAAGAUGCUUUAGAAGAAAAGUUCGACCUGGGCCCAGACCCCGCCCACGGCCACGACCAGUACCACUUCCAAGACCUAAGCCCAGACCCAGGCCAAAACCCGGAAAAGUUUGUAUUGCGAAAUUGGAUCUCGCCUUCCUCAUCGACGGCUCAGGUAGCGUUGGCUUUUCAAACUUCCGCCGUUGCCUGGUAUUCAUCCAGAACGUUAUUCGAGGAUUCAGGAUCUCUCAGCGAUACACACGCAUUGCUGCUGAAGUUUACUCUUCAACUCCACGCAGAACAUUCCAAUUUACCCGAUACAGUAAUGCUUACCAAGUCCUCAGGGCCGUUGGAUCCAUAAAGUACCCGCGUGGUGGAACAAACACCGGGAAGGCUCUUUGGGACGUGCUUAGAUACGUGUUCCGCGGUAGGACCAACCGGAAAAGGGUCCUUUGUGUAUUGACCGACGGACGUUCUCAAGACCAUGUGUUGAAACCCGCCCAAGCGCUGAAGCGAGCGAAUGUUGAAGUUUUCUCGGUCGGUGUCGGCAGAGGAUACAGUAUUACUCAGCUAAACCAAAUGGCAACAGACCGCAAUCACGUGUUCACAGUUGAUUUCAGAAACCUCAACUCAAUCAUUAAGGCCAUUAAAAAGAAGGCUUGUAAAGGAGGACAGAAACCACCAUCGCCUCACAGACCCUCAGGAACCCUGCGGGCGGUUGCUGUAUACCCAUUGAACUCCCUCACCAAGUCACGCGACAUUAGCUUCAACAGGAAUCCGCCGGGUAUCAUGUCAAAUGUUCGACCAGCCCCAGGUCCCGACGGACGACGUGGAACAAGCUAUGAGUUCUUAGGGCGACGCAACAGCUUUAUCCAGUUCCCUAACUUCGGAAAAAUAGACACCAAAAAAUCCAUAACUAUUUUAGCUUGGGUAUACCACCAGGGUCGGGCAGGACCCAUAUUCAACUAUCACCCCAGCGCGUGGGGUGUACACUUCUGGAUGGUUGGACCACGCGCUCUGUUCGUUAGAUUCACGAAGAGGAGGACUAAAGACUUCACAGCUGCUUUAAUGAGCCGAACCGUUAAGCCAAGUCACUGGCAAUACGUGGGUGCCUCCUAUGAUCACUCAACUGGAAUGGCCAAGUUGUUCGUCGGUGGAAGACUGGUUUCAAGGAAACGAAUUGGAAGAAUACGAUUGGCUACGAAUUAUCCUGCGAGAAUGGGGGUGAGGAUUGGCGAUGGAAGGUAUUUCCGUGGACGUAUUUCAUGUCUCCAGGUUUACAGUGCCCCCUUAAAUGCCAGACAAAUAGCUGCGCGUGCAAAGAGAUGUUUUGUUCCAGGACUUCCCAAACCACGCCCGCCACCACGCCCAACUGGACAGCUGUUUAAACGAAGAGGUUGCUAUAAAGACAGAUCUCGCAGAGCCAUGGGUAUACUUCUUGGCAACCUACGACGAAGGCGAGAUGCAGUCAUGCGUUGCUUUCUUUUGGCGUCCAGGCGGGGAUAUCGAGCAUUCGGUGUCCAGGAUGGCGGAGAAUGCUUCUCUGGCCCUCAGGCGCACCGCACGUUCAGCAAAUAUGGCCGAUCGGGUAGAUGUAAAAAUGGAAGAGGAGGACCAUGGGCGAAUGAUGUGUAUAUAAUUAUUAGAAAACGACCUAUUCCGCGACCUCUUCCUCGGCCCAGACCUCAACCACGCCCUGCUCUACCAGUUUGCAAAGCCCGUUUAGACUUGGGCUUCAUUGUAGAUGGUUCCGGAAGUGUUGGUCGUGCAAAUUUCAUUAGAUGUCUGAACUUCAUCAAGAAUUUAGUCAGCUCGUUUGUAAUCUCUCCCGGCCAUUCUAGAGUGGGACUUCUAAUAUACUCUCACCGCGUCAUUCCAGUAUUCUCUUUCGGUCAACGCCCACGUUUGCGUGGGGUCCUACGGGCAAUUAGUAGAAUCAGGUAUCCUGGAGGGGGUACUAAGACCGGUAAGGCUCUGUCUUACUCUAGGAGGUACCUGUUCGCCCGAAGCAGCCUCCGUAAGAUUUUAAUACUGAUGACAGAUGGCAAGUCGUACGAUAGAGUCAAGAAACCUGCAGCAGUGCUACGUAACAUGGGAGUGCAGGUGUUUGCUCUGGGUGUCGGAAAACGUUACAGCAUGAAACAACUUUUGCAGAUUGCAAGCAAUCGACGGCAUGUCUUUACAGCAGACUUUAGGAACUUGGGAUCGUUUGUGAGGGCCAUCAAACAGAAAGCUUGUCGAGGUAUUACCAAGAAACCGAAAAAACCACACGCCAUGUCCGCUGUCGCCAUAUUCCCGUUCAGUAAAACAUACAGAGGAAGAGAACUUCGCAACAGGAACCCACCAGGUUACCCGUCUCACGUCCUAUUCACCCCCGGUCCCGAUGGAUUACCAUACGGUUCUUAUUACUUCCUUGGUCGACCAAACAGCUACGUGGAGAUUCCUAACAAAGGAACACUGGAUGUUCGUAACUGCAUCACCAUCUUGGCCUGGAUUUAUCACGAAGGAAACGCAGGACCGAUUGUGAACUACAAGCGCAAUGGAUGGGGCGUCCAUCUCUGGAUGGUCAACCCCAGAACGCUGUUUGUGCGUUAUACACAGCGUCUUGGACGGCGCUUCACGCACGCUUUGGCGUACCGCGGUGUAAAACCGCGAACAUGGCAGUUCGUUGGAACUUCGUACAAUCGAAACACAGGCGUUGCCAAAUUGUAUAUUAACGGCAAGAUGGUUUCGCGCCGAAAGAUCAGAAAGAUUUCAUUGGCUACCAAUUACGAGAUCAGAGUUGGAGCCCGUCAGGGUGACCGUCGCUAUUUCCGAGGUCGAAUUGCUUGCUUACAAUUUUAUAGCGCUGCUUUGACGACUAACAUGAUCCGUCGGCGAAUGAGGGCUUGCUUUAGAAGAGGUAAGCUUAAAUGGAAGUCUAUUUUAAGGAGUGGAUAA
Molecule: messenger RNA, 9468 nt
Organism: Pocillopora damicornis (cauliflower coral)
Lineage: Eukaryota; Metazoa; Cnidaria; Anthozoa; Scleractinia; Pocilloporidae
Source: RefSeq, a predicted model, not a curated record